UAGCGUCAACCGGAAGUGGAUGUAAUUACGGAAGUGUUCGGUGUAUUGUAGUAAUAGCGCCGUUCCCUCCAGAAAUCUGGUUUGCGAGUCCUGAAUCGGAGCCCGAGUCUUAAUACUGUAUGUAGGAGCGCUGUUUUACACCGCGACCAGGGUUCCAGUUGGGGCUGCGGCCAUGACGGACCCCAGUGACAUCAGUCUGCCGCCGGAGGAGCGCGUCAGGAUCCUCACCAAGAAGGGGAGCUCGGUGGACAUCAACGACGAGGUGCCCUUGCGCCGCUAUUUCCGAUCAGGCAUGGAGAUGAUCCGUAUGGCCAGCAUCUAUACUGAGGAAGGCAACAUUGAGACUGCCUUUAUCCUCUACAACAAGUACAUUACGCUCUUCAUAGAAAAGGUUCCCAAGCAUCGGGACUAUAAAACGGUGAAUAUUCCUGAGAAGAAGGACACGCUAAAGAAAUUGAAGGACGUGGCCUUUCCUCAAGCUGAAAUCCUGAAGAAAGCACUUCUUAAGAGAUUUGAACAAGACUACGCUCAGUAUCGAGUCAAGAAGAAAGAGGAGGAGGAGGCUUUGGCUCUGCAGGAGUCCCGCCAGCGAGCGCUGGACGCUGAGCGGGAGCGUGUGGCCGAGAUGCAGCGGCGGCAGCAGGAACAGGAACAGUUCAGCGCCUUCGAGGAGAUGAUCCGACGCCAGGACCAGGAACGAGAGCGCCAGCGCAUUCUUUUGGAGUUCGCCGAGCCCUCGGAACCGCCCCCGGACAUGCCGCUCAUCCCAGGCAUAAGAGGUCCGCCGGUCAUCUCGCCCACAAUUCCAAACAACCCAACUGUGAACCACCCUUCCUCGGCCGUAACCCCACCCAGCUUUGACCGCUCACUUAAGCCCGGCUCGUUGGUCAGUCCUGGGAACAAUGACUUGACUGUAGACGCCCUUCGCCAGCUGUGUGUGCCGUCAGAGCUGUGCCGGAGUUUCCUCCGGCUGGCCGAUGCCAACACCAGCCGGGCUGUGGAAACCUGCGGAAUCCUGUGUGGAAAACUGACAAGAAACACAUUUACUGUGACGCACGUCAUCGUUCCGAAGCAGUGCGGCGGUCCUGACUAUUGCGACACAGAGAAUGAGGAGGAGCUCUUUCUUAUACAGGAUCGGUAUGAUCUCAUCACCCUUGGCUGGAUCCAUACUCACCCAACUCAGACAGCAUUCUUGUCCAGCGUCGACCUGCACACACAUUGUUCGUACCAGAUGAUGCUACCCGAGGCAAUCGCCAUUGUCUGCUCGCCCAAGUUCAAUGAGAUCGGCUACUUCAGACUGACAGAUCGGGGAACCAACGAGAUCUCCUCGUGUAAGCAGAAGGGCUUUCAUCCUCACAGUAGAGAUCCACCUCUAUUUACACAUGCCGGUCAUGUCACCAUCUCCAACGACACUGUCUCCGUGAUGGAUUUGCGGUGAUUUUGGGAUUUUUUUUCCUUUCCAUUGUCUUUCCCCCCUGCUGCUGCUCCUCCUCCAAUGGCGACACUCAGAGACUGUUUUAUCACAACAUAGUUUUGUUUUUCAGGACGUGUGUUCAUAUCGUUCUGCUGACUAUUAAGUGUUCUCUGAGGGAACAAAAACAAAAUGAACAAAAUUGUCAUUAUUGCACUUAUGUCCACCUUGUUGUCUAUGUACUGAAUGUGUGCGUGUUCUACAAUUUUCCGCCUGACGGAUUUAAGUGCCAAGGGUGGUGACGUGGCUGACAUUUUGGUUGUUCGGACUGAAGUUUUGAUGUUUUUAAAAGGCGGUUGGAACUCAGGUGCAAACACAUCAAACUUUUUUUUUUUUUUUUUUUUUAAAGAACGUUGAUAAAAACUUUUCUUCCUCGUGUGUCCUUGCUUCAGAGAGAGUGAAUGUAUAACUCCACUAACCUCCGUGCUCCUUGUUUCUGCCUUUCAAAGUUGGUUUGCGACCCUUGUGUUGAUAUUGUGAAGAAUUACAUUCCCCCCAUAAUGUGCAUAUGCAAAUAUCUUAUGUUGAUAAAAUGCCAAGUUUAAAUAAAACUAACUGUACAUGAGCUUGGGAUGUUUG
Corythoichthys intestinalis (scribbled pipefish) is the source of this 2050-nucleotide messenger RNA. RefSeq names its product STAM-binding protein-like A. Gene Ontology annotation, biological process: protein K63-linked deubiquitination. Bases 173 to 1438 code for a protein of 421 amino acids. The record is from RefSeq and is a predicted model, not a curated record. The transcript is spliced from 10 exons. Gene Ontology annotation, molecular function: protein binding; K63-linked deubiquitinase activity; metal-dependent deubiquitinase activity. Gene Ontology annotation, cellular component: cleavage furrow; endosome. NCBI's taxonomy places the organism in Eukaryota, Metazoa, Chordata, Actinopteri, Syngnathiformes, Syngnathidae.